GUAGCCCUGAUUAUCACACUAGAACUAGAAGACUACACACCAGUCCUAGUCGUCCUAGAUCUAGAUCUAGGCUAUGUUGAAACAGUUCGAGCCAAUUUAGUUUUCCUUUCAAUGGGCUCAUUGAGGAGUGUAUAAUUUUGCGGGAAACUUGUAAACUUAGCUGGCAACAAUUCUCUUUCGAGCAUGGCUAAGUCCUUCAUCCGUAUAGAUGAUAAUGACCAUGGAUAUGCUUUGGCUCAGUUCUGCAUUCCAAAGCAUUAUGAAGAAGAUCUUGACCAUGUUCUUAUUCCAGCUGGUCUAAUAAAUGACAGGACUGAACGUAUAGCUCGGGAUAUAGUGGAAGAUUUUGGACAUGAACCUAUUGUAGGACUGUGUGUUCUCAAAGGUGGCUACAAAUUUUUUACAGAUUUGGUGGAUAAAAUCCAAAUUUUGAACAGAAACAGUAGACAAUCUGUGCAACUUGCUGUUGAUUUUAUUCGACUGAAAAGCUAUGUUAAAUCUGAUUUCAUUUCUUCAUCCAGUGCUAAUGUUUCAUCAACUGAAACUUCUUUGAAUGAUUCUUCAACAGGCUCCAUUGAAGUUAUAGGUGGAGACAAUUUAGAAAAUCUUAAAGGAAAGAAUGUGCUGGUUGUUGAAGAUAUUAUAGAUACAGGGAGGACUAUGAAACAGCUUUUAGAACUGUUGGAAUCCGUGGGACCUAAAAGUGUCAAAGUUGCCAGUUUGUUAGUCAAAAGAACUAAAGAUAACGUUGGCUAUAGACCUGAUUAUAUUGGCUUUGAGGUUCCCAAUCUGUUUGUUGUUGGGUAUGCACUUGAUUUCAAUGAAUAUUUCAGAGACCUGACACACAUAUGUGUCAUCAAUGAGAAUGGCAAGAAGAAAUAUUCAACUAAAUCAUAAUGUGCUCUGUUACAACCAACAUGGCUCCCAGUUCUGUAGACCCAAUUUAGUUGUAUCCAAUGCAGUGGGUAAUUGUAGCCAUAUGAUCAUCAAAUAUGUAAACAAUUGAAACAUGAACAGAAAAUUAGAUAUUGUUAAUUUUAUUAUUUUUUUGUUUGUGUUCAUCUGUUUUGGGGCAUUUUUAUUUUUAAGUUUUUUGUUUUACCAUAUUUGACUUAAAACUAUUACUUUGCUUCUUGGAUUUUCUUUCCCAUUAGUUUUUCAACCAAAGUAACAAAGUUGCAUUUUUGUUUACUGCACAGAUAUAUCUGUAAUGUUUGAAGAAGCUAAUGUUUUUUUCACUCCGUUGUGUUUCUUAAUGACACAUUUUGUCAAACUUACUAGAAAGAACAUUUACAGUGCUUGAUUUUCAAGCUUGUAAUAUAAAAAGAAAAAGAUUUUGGUGUGCCAUUGUUGUUUAAUUUAUCUUGGUGUAUUUAAAGAGAUGAAGAUUUGUUUGUUAAUUUAUCCUUGCAUAUCUUAUAGAGCUGAGGAUUUAGCUGUGAAAGAUUUGGAGGAGGUUUUUUAUACUAUUUUAUUUGACCCGGUUUUGUGUGUGUUUUGUCCUCAAUGACAAGUGUGAUAUAACAAAAUGAUUUACUGGCUUGUUCAUUUUCUUCAAGAAAUUGUUAUAACCUUUUUUUUACAAAGCUUAUAUCUACUCACUCCAUCUGGCUGGUAAAAAGUUUGAACACAUUAUUUCUUCCACACCCAUUCUUGUAUCAAGUUGAAACUUCAAACAAUUAUUUAUUGAACUUAACAAAAUAUGAAUCAAUAAACCAAUUAUUCAAUUUAUUAUUAGUAUUUAAUUAUUUUGUUUGAUAUUGAAGAAGGAAAAUAAGUCGUACUCUAUUAAUGAGAGAUGUAGUUGUAAAUGUGUUUUUCCUCUUAGAUGAGCUUUGUUUUGUUUUAUUUUUUUAUUAUUUUUAUUUUUCUUGUUUUAGAAUUUUUGGGGACAUUUUUUUGUUUGUCUCAGAACAAAAGAUAUAGUCAGCAAACAACUUAUUUUAAAAAGAUAUUAAGCAAAUGUUGAUUUUAUGUAUUUUUUUUUUAGACAAAUUUUUAUCCAUCUGUCCAUGUUAGAUAUAUUGCACUUAUAUAUAUAUAAUUAUUUAGGUGUUACAUGUGAAAGGUUAUAAACUAGCAAGUUUCUGAGCCCACUGAUCUAUGCUUUGCAUUAGACACCAGAAAUAUUGUAAGCACUUGCAGGUUGUACACAAACACUCACUUCCAUUGGUUGACAACACACCUAUAAAUGUUGUGAUACAAUUGUCUCAUGAUAAUAGGUCUUGACUAGCCAUUGUACAUGAACCUAGUAACAUAAUCACACACCUAAGUCUGCUCACACCAUUGAUUUGUUGAUGUUUUUACACUCCUUGUAGAUGUGGCAUUAAAACUUCUAUUGACUCUUCUUGCUCUUCCACCAUCACUCCAGGGCCUAGCAUUGUUUUCAUUUAGUAGUGUGACUAAGUAAACUUCUUGUGUAGACUGUGCUUGAUAAAUGUAUAGUUGUUUUUUUUUGUUUGUUUUUUUUUAACUUUUGAGUUGUUUCAUUAAAUUAUUUUAAAAUGUCAUCUGCAUAAUGCAAAAGAAAAAAUCAGGGUUUAUUUGUUUUUUAACUCAUUUUUUAUGUUCCUCAAAGUUUUUAAUUAGUUUUCAUCACAUAAUUUAGAGCAUGUAUCAAAGAAAGAGAUAUUAUGGUGAUAGCUGACCUAAGUUGAAUGAAUUGUAAUCUAUACUUUCCUCAGUUUAUUGAUACUAUGCAUUUGACAUUUUACCAGAAUUUAUUUACUUUUUAUUAGGAAUAAACUUUUUUUUUUGACAAAAGUU
Messenger RNA from Biomphalaria glabrata, 2766 nucleotides. Its product is annotated as hypoxanthine-guanine phosphoribosyltransferase-like. The transcript has 9 exons. The record is from RefSeq and is a predicted model, not a curated record. NCBI's taxonomy places the organism in Eukaryota, Metazoa, Mollusca, Gastropoda, Planorbidae. Gene Ontology annotation, molecular function: hypoxanthine phosphoribosyltransferase activity; magnesium ion binding. Bases 184 to 897 code for a protein of 237 amino acids. Gene Ontology annotation, biological process: GMP salvage; IMP salvage; hypoxanthine metabolic process.